This is a messenger RNA of Schizosaccharomyces octosporus yFS286, 2026 nucleotides long. RefSeq names its product ATP-dependent RNA helicase Has1. Gene Ontology annotation, molecular function: ATP binding; nucleic acid binding; RNA helicase activity. Gene Ontology annotation, cellular component: nucleolus. The coding region runs from base 6 to 1763 and encodes 585 amino acids. Gene Ontology annotation, biological process: maturation of LSU-rRNA from tricistronic rRNA transcript (SSU-rRNA, 5.8S rRNA, LSU-rRNA). NCBI's taxonomy places the organism in Eukaryota, Fungi, Ascomycota, Schizosaccharomycetes, Schizosaccharomycetales, Schizosaccharomycetaceae. The transcript has a single exon. The record is from RefSeq and is a predicted model, not a curated record.
CGGAGAUGGGUAAAUCGGAAUUGAAGCGUAAAAAGGCUCAGUCCGAAGUGAAACCUGAGGAGGAGCUUGAAAAAGAAAUUGCUGUAGUGCAGCAGGACGGAAUUGUUGGCGAAUCAGCCCCCGAGAAAAAAAAGAAAAAAAAAGACAAGAGUGUCAGUGACCAAGAGAAGGAAGAAAGAGAGGAUGCUUCUGUAGAAGAGAACACUAAGGAAAUUGAGAAUGAGGAAAAUGAAAAUGAGGCCAACGAAGAAAUUCAUGGAACAGCCAAAUUGAAUGGAGGUAUCCAAGGCGAGGUUGAAAACUUUUCUGAGCUUCCUCUUUCUGAAAAUACACAAAAGGCUAUCACAGAUAUGGCUUUUGAGAAAAUGACCGAAGUGCAAGCUCGAACGAUUCCUCCUUUACUUGCUGGUCGCGAUGUCUUAGGUGCUGCUAAGACUGGUAGCGGUAAGACACUUGCUUUCUUAAUCCCAGCUAUCGAAAUGCUUUAUGCAUUGAAAUUCAAGCCUCGUAACGGCACUGGUGUUAUCAUUGUAUCUCCAACUCGUGAAUUAGCUCUUCAAAUUUUUGGUGUUGCCAAGGAAGUUUUGAAAUACCAUCAUCAAACAUACGGUAUCGUCAUUGGAGGUGCUAAUCGUCGUGCUGAGGCAGAGAAACUCGUUAAGGGUGUCAAUUUAUUGGUGGCCACUCCUGGUCGUUUGCUGGAUCAUUUGCAAAAUACCAAAGGAUUCGUCUAUCGUAAUCUCCGUUCUCUUGUUAUCGAUGAGGCUGAUCGUAUUUUGGAAAUCGGUUUCGAAGACGAAAUGCGUCAAAUCGUCAAAGUGCUUCCUUCCGAAGAUCGUCAAACCUCAUUGUUUUCUGCCACCCAAACUACUAAAGUUGAGGACUUAGCCAGAAUCUCUUUAAGACCUGGUCCUCUAUACAUUAAUGUUGACUCCUCGAAAGACACUUCAACCGUUGAAGGUUUGGAACAGGGUUACGUGGUUGUCGAAUCCGACAAACGAUUCCUUCUUUUAUUUUCUUUCUUGAAGAGAAACUUAAAGAAAAAGGUGAUCGUUUUCAUGUCCUCUUGUGCAUCUGUGAAGUAUUUGGCUGAACUUUUGAACUACAUCGACUUACCUGUUUUAGAUCUUCAUGGUAAGCAAAAGCAACAGCGCCGUACGAAUACCUUUUUUGAAUUUUGUAAUGCCGAAAGAGGUAUUUUGUUGUGUACAGAUGUCGCUGCCCGUGGUCUUGAUAUCCCUGCAGUAGAUUGGAUUGUGCAAUAUGAUCCUCCAGAUGAUCCUCGUGAUUACAUUCACCGUGUUGGUCGUACUGCUAGAGGUAAUCAAAAGAGAGGUAAAUGUUUGAUGUUCCUUACCCCUUCGGAACUUGGCUUCUUGCGCUACUUAAAGAAUGCUAGAGUACCCUUGAACGAAUACGAGUUUCCUGCCAACAAGAUCGCUAACGUCCAAUCUCAGUUGGAAAAGCUUGUAUCUAAAAAUUACUAUUUGCAACAAUCUGCUAAAGAUGGAUACCGUGCAUACCUUCAAGCUUAUGCUUCUUAUUCUCUGAAAUCGAUUUUUGACAUCAAUAAACUGGAUUUGGCAAAGGUAGCCAAAUCGUUCGGUUUUGAUCAUCCACCUAAUGUUAAUAUUACCAUUGGUGCAAGUGGACGCACUGACAAGAAAGAACGUCGUGGAGGUUAUAAAAACAGCGGAAAUGUUUAUUCGAAGCAGCGUUCUUCUAGCAUGUCGCAAGACACAGGUCGCAAUUGGAGUCGUUGAGCAACUAAUUAACCUAUCAUUACGUUCAAUGAGUUAUAUAUAAUACACAUUUUUGGAGUACAAAAAGUUAUUUAAUGGGCGUUUCACUCAAUGUGAAAAAUUGGGAAAUAAACUUGUUUCAUGUUUUGGUAAAUACGGGAUUAAAAAUACAAUACUUUUUUUCUACGAAUAUCGUCUGAAAUUUUAUGGAAUAGUACUACUGUAAGCUUUAAGCGUUAUAAAAAUGCAUCAUAUAAACUAAGAAAGGCAUAGUGUAAACUAAG